Lucilia sericata (common green bottle fly) is the source of this 2290-nucleotide messenger RNA. RefSeq names its product THO complex subunit 1 (gene Hpr1). NCBI's taxonomy places the organism in Eukaryota, Metazoa, Arthropoda, Insecta, Diptera, Calliphoridae. Gene Ontology annotation, molecular function: protein binding. The transcript is spliced from 5 exons. Bases 140 to 2257 code for a protein of 705 amino acids. Gene Ontology annotation, biological process: signal transduction; mRNA export from nucleus; regulation of DNA-templated transcription elongation. Gene Ontology annotation, cellular component: THO complex part of transcription export complex. The record is from RefSeq and is a predicted model, not a curated record.
GUGUGGAGUAAUCGUAAACACAAAAAAACAAGCCGAUUAUUACAAAAUACAUUGGAAGUAAAACAAUUUCAGAAAAUUAUUAUAGAAAUAAAAAAAAAUUAUAAAAUAAGAACAUUUAUUAACUUAUAUUAAAAAAACAAUGAGUAAAGUUUUAGAAAAUACUACUGAUUUCUCCGGAUUGCAUGCUGCAUUUACGGACGCUUUAAAGAAGGCUUUUGAAGACGAUGAUGUUAAGAUUUUAAGAAAAUCAUAUGAUAGUUUCUCGUACAACUCUGAUCACGAUAAGAAGCCACCUAUGGACCAAGCUUUUAGAGAACUAUUGAUAUUCAAAAUGAGCAAUGACGUUCAGUUGAUUGGGAAAUUGGUUAAGCUUUCUGUAGCCGCUGUAAGGGCGGAAAUUGUGUCUGUAACUAUACCGGUAGUGUUAUUGGGUGACAUUUUUGAAACAGUCACGUUGGACAAGUGUGAGAAAAUCUUUAAUUACGUUGAAGAGAUGGUGGAGGUGUGGAAGGAGGAAAUAUUUUUCUCCUCUUGUAAGAACAAUAUAUUGCGAAUGUGCAAUGAUCUUUUGAGACGUCUUAGUCGUGCUCAGAACACGGUCUUCUGUGGGCGAAUUUUAUUAUUUUUGUCGAAAUUCUUUCCAUUUUCCGAAAGAUCUGGUCUGAAUAUUGUUUCGGAAUUCAAUUUGGAAAAUGUAACAGAUUAUGGUGUAGAUGGAAAAGAUUUAGACGACACAUUGGAGGACAUUGAGGAUAUUCCCAUCAAAAUAGAUUACAAUUUAUAUUGUAAAUUUUGGUCUCUUCAAGAUUUUUUCCGUAAUCCAAACCAGUGCUACAGCAAAGCGUCUUGGAAAAUGUUUCAAACUCAUGCUACCACAGUCCUGGAAUCUUUUUCCAGCUUUAAACUUGAAGAUACUCGGUCCAAUUCCUCGCAAGAAGAUAGCGGCGAUGAUAGUGAGAAAAUAGAUUUGGAUGAUAUAUACAGUAAUGAUUUCAAAACCGGUAUCGUCGAAGUUGUCCAAAAGGUCGACAAUUUCUUUGCUAAAUUUUUAACAAAUCCAAAACUAUUGGCUUUACAACUUUCUGAUGCCAAUUUUCGACGUGCAGUUUUAGUACAGUUUCUAAUUCUAUUUCAGUAUUUGCAGCUUACAGUAAAAUUUAAAUCAGAAUCGAAUACUUUAACUCCUGCCCAAACGGAAUUUAUCAAAGAAACGGAAACCAAAGUGUAUCAGCUGUUAGAGGAAACACCUCCCAAUGGUAAACGUUUUGCACGCACUGUUAAACAUAUGUUGACUCGUGAGGAGAUGUGGAACAAUUGGAAAAAUGAAGGCUGUAAAGAAUUUAAAAAACCAGAAGACUCAUUAAUGGAAGACAGCCCACCUCCGGCUAAAAAAGAACGUAAAACUUUGGGCGAUUGCUUGAAAGAGGCCAACGGACAAUCAAAGUUUUUCCUGGGCAAUGAGGUCUUAACGCGUCUGUGGAACUAUUCACCUGAUAAUUUGCAAGCAUGUAAAAGUGAGGAACGAAACUUUCUUCCUCAAGUUGAAACAUAUUUAGAGAGUUCACGAGAUAAAAAUGACACAUCUUUCGAAUGGCGUGCACUACGCUUGCUUGCACGACAGUCCCCGCACUUCUUCACAUUCAUCAAUUCGCCAUCCUAUAAAAUUUCUGACUACUUAGAAGCAGUCCGUAAACGUCUGACUAAGGAAAGAUUAGAUGCUGCCAAACAAGCUGCAGCUAAUGCUAAUGGGUCGAACCCAGAGAGUACGCCAACUUUGUCGGAAUCACAUGAACAAGAAACCGUUGCCUUACAGGAACAAGAAAAUGAUCACGAUGGUAACGAUGAAGGCGUUCUGGGAGAGGAGGAAGAAACAAAUGAUCUGGACAAGCCAGAAGAGGACAACAACGGACAUUCCAAUUUAGUUACAGCAUCGAAAGAACAAAUAGAGGAAUUAGCACCAUUAAUUGGUGACGAUUGGAAAAAAUUGGGCAAGAAAUUGGGUUAUACAGCUGACGAACUCUUAUAUUUCGAAACAGAACACACUGAACGAGAUGGCGGCUGUGUAGCAAUGCUUGUUAAUUGGUUUGCUGAUGAUGACGAUGCAAGUCUAGAUAAUUUAGCAUACACCAUGGAGGGUCUCGAAAUAAAUACUGCUGCCAAAGCUGUAAAAGCACUAAUUGAACGUUUAUCUAGUAAGGUACCUUCUAUUAAAGAUGACGGAGAUGAUAUGGACAUAAAAAUGGAAACAACAGAUUAAUUAAUAAUAUUUAAUUUCAUUUAUUCAAAUUAA